AUGGACGAGCUUUUCGACGUCUUCGAUGCUCAGCCUGACGCGGCACCCGAGUCGCCCAGCGAGCCCGAGCCGUCUCAGCCUCAACCGCAGAAGUCGCGUAAGAAGGACAAGAAGAGCAAGAAGCGCAAGGCCGACGAAAUCAAGAAUGGCGUCACCUCCAAGCAGGAGGAGGAUGCUGAGAUGCCCGACGCCGACGAGACCUCGGACAACGAGGACGCUGCCGGCACUUCCGACGACCAGCACGAGAGUCACAAGCGCAGAAAGAAGGAGGACGAAGCCCAGCCCGUCUUGACCGAUACCUUCCAGACCGCCGAGUCCAGAGAGGUUGCCGGCGCUGCCACCUUCGCCAAGGCCGAGGACGAAUCGCUCGUUCUUUCUCACAACAUCCAGCACCAAGUCGCGCUGCCUCCCGACCUGGACUACGAAUAUGUCCCGCUCUCUGAGCACAAGCCCCCCGCCGAGCCUGCGCGCAAGUACAACUUCAAGCUCGAUCCCUUCCAGAGCUUGUCGGUCGCCUCGAUCGAGAGAGAGGAGAGUGUGUUGGUCUCUGCCCACACGUCUGCCGGAAAGACUGUUGUUGCCGAAUACGCGAUCGCCCAAUGCUUGAAGCGCAACCAGCGCGUCAUCUACACAAGUCCUAUCAAGGCCCUUAGCAACCAAAAGUACCGAGACUUCGAAGCCCUUUUUGGCGAUGUCGGCCUUAUGACCGGUGAUGUCACAAUCAACCCUACCGCCAGUUGCUUGGUCAUGACCACGGAGAUUCUGCGAUCCAUGUUGUACCGCGGUUCUGAGAUCAUGCGUGAAGUCGCAUGGGUUGUUUUCGACGAGAUUCACUACAUGAGAGAUAAGACUCGAGGUGUUGUCUGGGAGGAGACGAUCAUCCUGCUUCCCGAUAAGGUUCGCUAUGUGUUUCUGUCCGCCACCAUCCCGAACGCUUUCCAGUUCGCCGAAUGGAUUGCCAAGAUCCACCACCAGGCGUGUCACGUUGUCUACACCGAUUUCCGACCUACUCCUCUCCAGAACUACUUCUUCCCUGCUGGCGGCAACGGCAUUUUCCUUGUGGUUGACGAGAAGGGUGUCUUCAGGGAAGGGAACUUCCAGAAGACCAUGGCCCUCAUUGAGCAGGGCAAGGGACAGGAUCCUGCUAACGCCAAUGCCAACUGGAAGGGCAAGGGCGCCAAGAAGAACACGUCCAAGGGUGGCCAGGCCGCGGACAUGAAGUCAGACAUCUCUAAGAUUGUCAGAAUGAUCAUGCAGAAGAGCUUCCACCCCGUCAUCAUCUUCAAUUUCAGCAAGAAGGAGGUCGAGAACCUGGCUCUGAACAUCUCCCACUUCCAAUUCAACAACGACUCCGAGCAGGCCAUGGUGAAGACAGUCUUCAACAACGCUAUCCAGAGCUUGUCUGAAACCGACCGCGAGCUCCCCCAGAUCCAGAACCUACUCCCUCUUCUGCAGAAGGGUAUCGGUGUGCAUCACUCUGGCCUUCUUCCCAUUCUGAAGGAGACGAUUGAGAUUCUGUUCCAAGAGUCCUUGAUCAAGGUUCUGGUCGCAACUGAGACCUUCUCUAUCGGUCUGAACAUGCCUGCCAAGACCGUCGUCUUCACUCAAGUCACCAAGUGGGACGGUGUCCAGCGCAGACCUUUGACUCCCUCCGAGUACAUCCAGAUGUCUGGUCGUGCCGGUCGUAGAGGUUUGGAUUCCCGUGGUAUUGUCAUCAUGAUGAUUGACGACAAGAUGGAGCCCGACACUGCUCGCGCCAUUGUGGUUGGUGAGCAGGACCGUCUUAACUCUGCUUUCUACCUCGGUUACAACAUGAUUCUCAACCUCCUCAGAAUUGAGGCCAUCUCGCCCGAAUUCAUGCUCGAGCGCUGCUUCCACCAGUUCCAGACUGGUGCCAGCGUCCCGACUCUGGAGCGCGACCUGAUGGCGCUCCAGCAAGAGAGGGACAGCAUGUCCAUCGCGGACGAGGCUACCGUCAAGGACUACUACAACCUGCGGAACCAGCUGGAGCAGUACACCAGCGAUAUGCGAUCUGUCAUUCAGCAUCCGGACCACUGCAUAGAUUUCAUGCAACCUGGUCGUCUGGUCAGAAUCCACGAUCCGAAGAAGACUAAUAACACUCUUGGCGGUGCGGACUUCGGCUGGGGUGUCGUUCAAGAUAUUGUGAAGAGACGUUCGCCUGGGAACGGGGAGCCCGACUAUCCCCCUCAAGAAUCCUACUUCAUCGACGUCAUGUUGGUUGUCGACGAGAAGAGCGCACGAGUCGAUGGCGGUCGUCCAACAACGGAUAUGCCCUUGGGACAGGUCCCUUACGAUCGACCAGAGGAGCCUGGUAACGACGCACGCUUCGAAAUCGUCCCCUGCCUCCUGACCUGCGUCAAGGCCAUCAGCCAAAUCAGAGUCUUCAUGCCCAAGGAUAGCAAGUCGCAAGCCGCACGGGAGGAAGUCGGUCGAUCCCUAAGAGAGGUUCACAGGCGAUUCCCUGACGGAGUGCCCAUUCUCGACCCCAUCGAGAACAUGGACAUCAAGGACGAGUCUUUCAGAUCCCUCAUGCGCAAGAUCGAGAUGUUGGAGGCUCGUCUGCUCACCAACCCGCUGCACGGAUCGCCUCUCCUCCCCGAGCUGUACUUGCAAUACCGCGCCAAGGAGAAGCUGGGAGAGCAGAUCAAGGCCAAAAAGAAGGAGAUCGCUAGACUGCACAGCAUUGCGCAAAUGGACGAGCUCAAGGCUCGGAAGCGUGUGUUGCGCCGUCUUGGCUUCCUCAACGAGAACGAGGUCGUCGAGCUCAAGGCCCGUGUUGCCUGCGAGAUUUCCUCGACCGAAGGUCACGAGCUUGUCCUUGCUGAACUCCUGUUCGACCGCUUCUUCAACGAGCUGUCUCCAGAGAUGAUCGCAUCCGUCCUCAGCUGCUUCGUCCUCGACGAGAAGCUGGAGACCGCCGCUCUCCGCGAAGAGCUGGCCAAGCCCUUCCGCGAGGUUCAAGCUAAGGCGAAGCAGGUUGCUAUGGUCAGCCGAGAGAGUAAGCUCGAUCUCAACGAGGAGGAGUACCUGGCUGGUUUCAAGUGGCAGUUGAUGGAGACCGUCUACUCAUGGGCCCAGGGCAAGCCGUUUGCAGAGAUUUGCAAAAUGACCAACGCCUACGAAGGCUCUCUGAUCCGUCUCUUCCGCCGCCUGGAAGAACUCAUUCGCCAGAUGGGCCAGAGUGCCAAGGUCAUGGGCAGUGAUGAGCUUACGCAAAAGUUCGAGGACAGUCUGGCCAAGAUCCGCCGCGACAUCGUCGCUGCCCAGAGUCUGUACCUCUAA
This is a messenger RNA of Colletotrichum karsti, 3303 nucleotides long. Its product is annotated as ATP-dependent rna helicase dob1. Bases 1 to 3303 code for a protein of 1100 amino acids. Lineage: Eukaryota; Fungi; Ascomycota; Sordariomycetes; Glomerellales; Glomerellaceae. The transcript is spliced from 2 exons. Gene Ontology annotation, molecular function: ATP binding; RNA helicase activity; RNA binding. The record is from RefSeq and is a predicted model, not a curated record. Gene Ontology annotation, biological process: RNA catabolic process; maturation of 5.8S rRNA. Gene Ontology annotation, cellular component: nucleus.